AUGUCUGCUAAUAACACCACCCUUCGACGGCUUAUGAAAGAGGCUCAAGAGCUCUCUCCAUCAUCCUCUACGCCGUCUCCUCACUUCCACGCCCAUCCGGUGUCCGACUCAAACCUCUUCGACUGGCAUUUUACCCUUGCAGGACCUCCUGCUCCUUCGCCUUACGCUGGUGGCAUAUAUCAUGGCCGUAUUGUCCUUCCCCCACAAUAUCCGUUACGGCCUCCCUCGUUUCGUUUCUUAACCCCAUCUGGCCGGUUUGAAGUCAACCGCGAGAUAUGUCUGAGUAUAAGUGGUCAUCAUGAGCGGACCUGGCAACCAGCGUGGGGUAUUCGGACCGCCUUGACUGCAAUCAGAAGCUUUAUGGACGGUGAGCCAAAGGGUCAAGUUGGCGGACUAGACGCAAGCAGUGAAGCUAGGAAGGACUGGGCAAAACAAAGCAGAGACUGGGUUUGCCCGAGUUGCGCUGAAGGAAAAACGAAUGCGGAGGUUUUGGCUGAAUGGCAAGACAUAUGCCGUGAGAAAGGUGUCGAUGUUGAAAACGAGGGUACUCCAGGGGAACAGCAAGAUGGCGCCGACACCGUUCCUGAAGGUCUCAAGCUUGGAUAUCGCGAUGAGUUAGAAAAAGGAUCCAAGCCAGGUUCUGAACAGGCCCAAACGCCUACUCAGGAGCCAAUGCCUCCUCAAUCCGACGAUGAUACCAAAGAAAUACCUCGAUCUGUAGCAUCAGCACUCGAGAACCUUACACCAACGGCAAAUACAACUACGGAAACCCCACGUAGGGCAGAAGUACCCGCAGCCUCAAGCCAGUCCGCCACAGAUAUUCGGCCUCAGGUACCCUUAGCACCUCGGCAGGAUCGCACGCAAGUAUCCGUCCGGAAUACCCCCGGUCAAGAUGAAGGGCCCUGGCUAGACAGGGCCAUUAUAGGUGUUAUAUGCGCUUUGGCUUUUGUCAUUCUUCGAAAGGUUUUGUUUGCUCCUGCGGAAAUUUGA
Messenger RNA from Nannizzia gypsea CBS 118893, 990 nucleotides. RefSeq lists its product as hypothetical. The transcript has a single exon. The coding region runs from base 1 to 990 and encodes 329 amino acids. The record is from RefSeq and is a predicted model, not a curated record. NCBI's taxonomy places the organism in Eukaryota, Fungi, Ascomycota, Eurotiomycetes, Onygenales, Arthrodermataceae.